Messenger RNA from Hydractinia symbiolongicarpus, 1985 nucleotides. Its product is annotated as synaptotagmin-4-like. Gene Ontology annotation, biological process: regulation of dopamine secretion; calcium-ion regulated exocytosis; regulation of calcium ion-dependent exocytosis. Lineage: Eukaryota; Metazoa; Cnidaria; Hydrozoa; Anthoathecata; Hydractiniidae. The transcript has 7 exons. Bases 202 to 1803 code for a protein of 533 amino acids. Gene Ontology annotation, molecular function: SNARE binding; clathrin binding; calcium ion binding. Gene Ontology annotation, cellular component: axon; synapse. The record is from RefSeq and is a predicted model, not a curated record.
UAAUUUUUGAAAGAUACGAAACCCAACAAUUAUGUAAUUAGACAAUGGUAUGUUUUUGAAACGAAUGUUUAUUAAGUGAGCUGCUAUAUACACUUGACAUAGAAGAAAAUAUUUAUACGUAUAUAUAUGAACGAUAUUUUCUUUUUCUUUUCAAGUCAUGGUCGAACUCACUAAAAAUGCUAGUAACAAAUUUAUGCUGUCAUGAAUACUUUAUCUGUUGUUUUGAUCGUGGUUGGAUUGAUUCUCGCACUUCUGCUAACGGGCGUGGUAUACACAUUGUGGAAAUAUAUAAAAGCAAGACAGGAAAAAGGAGCUUUUCCAGAUGACAAGAAAGUUACUAAAAGAAGGCGAAAGCAAGCAUUGUUUGAUGAUGUGGAUACGUUUCAAGUACCUGUAUCAUAUCGUACCGUAAAGGCGCAAAUACCGUUUAUGUAUGAGCCGGACGGCUGCUCAGGAGGAGGGAGUAUGGGUGUUUACGCCAGACGAAGCUCAGAUCAAGACAAGAAAAGAUUAAGCGUAGAUGACGUAUACGAAAAAAGACCGAAAGCAUAUUCACUUCCCAUAGGAGGGGAUUCGGAAUCGGACAGAUUACUUGCCAGUCUACCGGAACACAUUUACCAUGAAGCGGGUCAUGUGACAGCCUUUGAUGAAAGCCAAAGGAAGAUAAGCAUGGGAAUGAUGGCACACCUUGCUAAUCAAGGUCGAAAAGUGUCAACAGUCGAUAUGAGAGGACUCUCCAUCACAGAAGAAAUGUUUCUGAAGUCAGUGGAAGGCGCUCCUUCGUUCCAAGGAUCAUCGCACUCCCUCAAUGACGACGCGUUAAGUGAUUCCAGCCAUCUGAGUGCAAAAGACGAGAUAUUCGACUCAACUAUAAUUGGCAUGGAAAGAAGAAGGAUUGGUGAACGAAGAGGACGUCAAAAGAUUUUAGGAUCAGGUUCGGCAUCUGGCCCCGGAACGUUGAAAAGGACAUACAAAAAAGCGGGGAAAAUAACCUUUACCACAGAAUAUAACGAAAGCACAAGGGAAUUUGAAGUUUUAGUUUUACGAGCUUUUGAUCUGGCACCUAGAAGAGAUAAAUCCGAAAUUAAUCCGUUUGUUCGCUUGUACCUUCUUCCAGGGAAAAAGCAGAAACAAAACACAAAAUACCAGACCCAUACAAAAGAACCAUUCAUAAAUGAAAAAAUAGUAUUCACAGAUUUGGAAAAAACAGAUUUAAGUAAAUAUAGACUGAAAAUAAAAGUUUAUAACCACGGAAAGCUGAAAAAGAAUGAAAUGCUGGGCGAGGUGGACAUACCAAUGGGUUCCAUCGAUAUAUCUUCGAAACAAACUUUCAAUACUGACUUGUUUUUGCAACGCUCCGAAAGUUCAUUGGCAUCCCUAAAUAUAUCAUUGUGUCACAAAGCAACGAGUUCUGAACUAGAAGUCAUUAUUCAAGAAGCACGUAAUUUACCCAAAGUCAGCAUUGCAGGCCUUCCAAGUCCAUACACGACUGUUACGUUAUACAAAGAACAAAACUUUGUUAAAAAAGAAACUGGCACUAAGAGGAGCACCAGAGAUCCUGUCUUCAAAGAAUCCUUAGUUUUUGAAGUAUUCACAGACAUUGCAACUCCACUUAGUACGUUUUCUCUUGUUGCAACUUUAAAUCACCAUAGCAUGAUUGGAAGAGACGAGGUGCUUGGUCAUGUGAUAUUUUGUUUAACUUCACCACAAAAGAGUGCAGCUGAACACUGGAAGAGGGUUGAAGAAACUCCACACAAACAUCACAGCUCGUGGCAUGCGUUGAUAGAUCCAGAUGAAUUAUAGGACUAUGUGCCAUUGACAUGUGGAACGUCACGCAAGUUUUACUGUUAUUCUAACAGAAGAAAUUAGAACUAUUGAAGCCCAUUUUUUGUCACCAAUUAUUGUCUCCGGGCUGUGUUUAAAAUAGAUCAGUUUCAUUUUUAUUUUAUGAGGUUCAUACUGGCAAGAAAUGUACCAUAUUAUAC